AUGCUAUUCCCACACAUGUCAACCGAUCUUUGUGGCAGACUUGCACGGGAUCUUUUUGGUAAUUGCAAUGCCAAUAAGAACAAAACAGAUGCUUGUCUUGACAAAGAAAUCUGUGAGUCUCUGAUUGGCACCACAUACAAAGUGGCUGCCAAGCUUUGGAACAUGAUCAGUCCACUUGAAAACGACCAGAUUCCACAAGGAGCCCAUCCCAAUCACCUGUUUUGGACCCUUUGCUUUUUGAAGAACUACUGUACCGAAACGAUUGUUUGGCUGAAACGGUUUGAUGGCUGGGAUGGAAAGACGCACUGUGUCAUCUCUGUUGACGGUGUUGACUGUCCUAUCCAAGAGAUUUGGCCGUUUGAUGAAGCAAUCUUCUCCAAGAAGUUGAAUGGACCAGGCUAUAAGUAUGAAAUCGGUAUCUGUAUUGCAACCGGAGCUAUAGUCUGGGUAAAUGGUCCUUUCAAGGCAGGCCGUAAUGACAAGACAAUUUUUGAACAUGAUGGUCUCAUGCAAGCUUUGUGUGAGGAUGAGGGCGUGGAGGUGGAUAUGGGAUAUCAAGGCCUCGACCAGUUAAAAAACCCAAAGAUUUCACAGAGUAAAAAGGACGGCAUGCAAAAGAGUAAGGCAAGGGCCCGACACAAAAAUGUGAAUGGAGAGCUGAAGAAAUUUGUAGUUCUUGAUCAAGUCUUUCGCCACAAUCCCAAGACAAAACAUCAAGCCUGCUUUGAAGCUGUUGCUGUCAUCUGCCAGAUGCAGCACGACUUUGGAGGACAUCAAAAUUCUUGCGAAUAUGAUGUGACUUACAAUUAA
Molecule: messenger RNA, 810 nt
Organism: Cylindrotheca closterium
Lineage: Eukaryota; Bacillariophyta; Bacillariophyceae; Bacillariales; Bacillariaceae
Source: the annotation of a GenBank genome assembly